Messenger RNA from Acanthoscelides obtectus, 252 nucleotides. The record is from the annotation of a GenBank genome assembly. NCBI's taxonomy places the organism in Eukaryota, Metazoa, Arthropoda, Insecta, Coleoptera, Chrysomelidae.
UUCAGCAACUGAAGAUAUCAAGCAAACUGGUUUACCUACCAGUUUAUGGAAUCUUUUCUUCUGCCAAUAUAUACAGAAAAAUCAGGCUUAAGCUCUGAAACGCAAUCAAGAUCAUCGGAAACGGGUUAUGAAGCAGAAGACACGGAAAAUCAUAUUAACUUGACAGUUCCCUCGACUUCUGCAGCUGCAAUACCUGCUUUGAAUAAAAAAGCGCAGAAUUCUCGUCGUCAAUCUGCAUCAGACACCGCUUAA